AUGGGAAACUGGGUCGUGAACCACUGGUUUCCAGCUGUGGUGAUAGUAACCUGGUUGGGCCUGAAUGUUUUCCUGUUCGUAUAUUAUUUCCUGCUGUUUGACAGGGAUAAGAAGUUCUACUACACCAGAGUGCUACUUGGGUCUGCACUGGCAUGGGCCCGGGCCUCUGCAAAAUGCCUUAACUUUAACAGCAUGCUGAUCCUGUUACCAGUGUGUCGCAACCUGCUCUCCUUCCUGAGGGGCGCCUGCUCGUGUUGCAGGCGCACAAUGAGGAAGCAGCUGGAUCACAACCUCACCUUCCACAAGCUUGUGGCCUACGCGAUUGCCCUAUUCACAGCUGUUCACAUCAUUGCCCACCUGUGUAACUUUGAGUGGUACAAUGACAGCCAGCAAGCUGCGGAUAGGAGCCUCUCCUCCAUCCUCUCCGACCUGCACCAAGAUGAGGAGAGUAACAAGUGGCUAAACCCCAUCCACACCAACAGCACGACUCCAGCGUACGUAACAUUCACUACCAUCCCGGGCCUGACAGGCGUGAUCAUCACUGUGGCGCUGAUCCUCAUGGUCACCUCCUCCAUGGAGUUCAUCCGCAGGAGCUAUUUCGAGGUCUUCUGGUACACACACCAUCUCUUCGUCAUCUACUUCGCCGGCCUUGUCAUCCAUGGCAUCGCUGGUCUUGUUCGUGGGCAGACAGCAGAGAGCUUGAAUAAGCACAGCCCCGAGCACUGUGCGCAGGACCCUACACACUGGGGAAGAAACAACACGCUCUCCCACUGUGAAGAGCCCGAGUUUGGGAGCAUCCCAGCUGAGUCCUGGCAGUGGGUGCUGACCCCAAUCCUUCUCUAUGUCUUUGAGCGGGUCUUACGCUUUUGGCGUUCUCGACAGAGGGUCGUCAUCACAAAGGCUGUCGUGCACCCAUCAAAAGUGUUAGAACUACAGAUGCACAAGAAGGGCUUCAGCAUGGAAGUGGGCCAGUAUAUUUUCAUCAAUUGCCCCUCUAUCUCGCGCCUGGAGUGGCAUCCUUUCACCCUGACCUCUGCACCAGAAGAAGACUUCUUCUCUGUCCACAUCCGGGCAGCAGGGGACUGGACAGAGAAUCUUAUUGAUACCUUUCAGCAGCAGAAACCAAAGACACCCAGGAUAGAGGUGGAUGGCCCCUUUGGCACAGCCAGUGAAGAUGUGUUCCAGUAUGAGGUUGCUAUGCUGGUGGGAGCAGGGAUCGGGGUCACGCCCUUUGCCUCUGUACUGAAAUCAAUCUGGUACAAGUUCCAGCAUGCAGACCAGCGUCUCAAAACCAAAAAGAUCUACUUCUACUGGCUCUGCCGGGAUACAGGUGCGUUUGCCUGGUUCAAUGACCUGCUCGCCUCCCUGGAGCAAGAGAUGGAGGAAUCUGGCAAAACAGGUUUCCUGAACUACAGACUCUUCCUCACGGGCUGGGACCACAGCAUUGCUGGCCAAGCAGUUUUCAACUUUGAUAAAGACACGGAUGUGGUGACAGGUCUCAAACAGAAAACCUCCUUUGGGAGACCCAUGUGGAGCAAUGAGUUCUCUGCAGUGGCAACUGCCCACCCCAGGUCUGUAGUGGGGGUGUUCCUCUGUGGGCCUCAAGCUUUGGCAAAGAGUCUGCAGAAGUGCUGCCAUCAGUACUCCAGCCUGGAUCCUAGGAAGGUCAAAUUCUACUUCAACAAGGAGAACUUCUAAGCAGCAGGAACAUGGCGACUACACUGUGUGACACCACAACCUCCCAGAGAACAAUUAUCUGAUCCUCUACAGCUCCUUUUAAGACUGAAUCAA
Emys orbicularis (European pond turtle) is the source of this 1791-nucleotide messenger RNA. RefSeq names its product NADPH oxidase 1 (gene NOX1). The transcript is spliced from 13 exons. Gene Ontology annotation, cellular component: NADPH oxidase complex; plasma membrane. Gene Ontology annotation, biological process: defense response; superoxide anion generation. Gene Ontology annotation, molecular function: superoxide-generating NAD(P)H oxidase activity. NCBI's taxonomy places the organism in Eukaryota, Metazoa, Chordata, Testudines, Emydidae. Bases 1 to 1698 code for a protein of 565 amino acids. The record is from RefSeq and is a predicted model, not a curated record.